This is a messenger RNA of Drosophila miranda, 2648 nucleotides long. Its product is annotated as ankyrin repeat domain-containing protein 13D. The coding region runs from base 101 to 2011 and encodes 636 amino acids. Gene Ontology annotation, cellular component: cytoplasm. Lineage: Eukaryota; Metazoa; Arthropoda; Insecta; Diptera; Drosophilidae. The transcript is spliced from 7 exons. Gene Ontology annotation, molecular function: protein binding. The record is from RefSeq and is a predicted model, not a curated record.
AUUUUUUCAUAUUUGUGACGUAUAUCAGCCCUGUAAAACAAAAGAAAUUGCGAAUUAGAAAGAAAACGCGAGAGGACGGCAGGGCCGAGACUUGGAAGACAUGAAGAGCUUGGACGAAAUCAAGGCGGAGUAUCCGCUCCACUGGCACAUCUGGAACGGAGACGUGGAGCAGCUUCAGGCCGAGCUACAAAUUGACCAGAAUGAUAAGGAAAAACUCGAUCCACGCGGACGCACCCCCCUGAUGCUGGCGGUGCGAUUGGCGAAUCUUCCCUGCGUAAAGUGUCUUCUAGCAGCCAAGUGCAACGCGACCUAUGAGCACGAAGGGUGGUCAAUUGUACAGGAGGCCGUGUGCACUGGCGACGUAGACAUACUGACUGCCAUCAUCGAGGUGCGUGACCUACAGCGGCACGUCCAGCGCGUGACGCACGUGCCCAAGCUCCUGCAGCACCUCCUGGACGCCCCCGACUUUUAUAUUGAGAUGAAAUGGGAGUUCACAUCGUGGGUGCCGCUGAUGUCGCGUCUCUGCCCCAGCGACACCUACAAAGUCUAUAAGCGGGGCGCCAAUGUGCGCAUAGACACCACCCUGCUGGGAUUCGACAACAACACCUGGCAGAGGGGGAACCGCUCGUACAUCUUCAAGGGCGCCAAAGAGACUGCCACGAUGAUCGAGAUCGACCACGACACGAACGAAGUGAUGGUGGAGCAGAUGAGCAGCGAUAUCGGGGAUAUUGUGGCCAUUCCCCCCGCCCUGGGCACUGUGCGCGCCCGCCUUAAUGCGCCCGUCAUCACCAACAAUAUCGAGAUGGAAAAGAUCAGUUUCGAGCGCAACAAGUGCGGCAUUUGGGGCUGGCGCAGCGAGAAGUCUGAGGCCAUCAAUGGCUUCAACUGCAAGGUGUAUGGGGCCAGUAAUGUGGAGUUUGUCACAAAGACCCGCAUGGACCACCUGAGCGAGGAGCAAAUCAAGAACAAAACAGCACGGACGCCCCUUCACAGUCUGCUGGGCAUUGCCGAUGAGGACUACGUGCCCCCCACAGACGUAGCCGCGGGAUUCAAAGAGCGCACACCCUCGCCGCGACCUGGAGAGACAGCCUCCCUUUUGGCGGGCACCGAAAGCGGUGGGCGCUCCUCACCCGCCGUUUCCCAGAGCAAUGGCGGCUCUGGCUGUGCAUCGGGAGCAAGCACGCCCAGGUCAUUAGUCACGCCAGAGGAGUACUUCAGCGGCGAGGACCUGCAUGGCCGGGACGUGGGCAAGCCCAAAAAUCUGAGCACAAAGGUGCAGCGUUUCAAGGCCAACCUAUGGCUGGCCGAGGAACAUCCGAUACGACUGCAGGAGCAGGUGCUUCCGAUUUUGGACCUCAUGUCUACCAUGGCUAGUCCCCAUGUGUCAAAACUGAAAGACUUUAUAACUAUGCAGCUGCCAGCCGGCUUCCCGGUCAAGGUGGAGAUACCGCUCUUCCACGUCCUCAACGCCUGCAUCACGUUCGGCAACGUGUUCGCCAUGACUACGCCUGUAGAGUACGUGGCCACCCUGGAGGAGCAGGACCGCGUCACCUGCCUGGUGGACGACCGCUGUUUCGAUAUACCCAAUCACUACACAAACCGGGGCGGCGAUUCCCGGCGCCAGAUCCCACUGGACGAGGACGACAUGCUGCAGUACGCCAUCGAGCAGAGUCUGGUGGAAAGCAGCGGCGCCUGCGGAGCCGAGGCCGACGAUAAGGUUGACAUUUGGGAGGUGCUGCGCGGACAGAGCGUUGUUGGAUCGGACAUGCUGCCCGAGGACGACGAGCAACUGCAGCGGGUGCUGCACGAGUCGCUGCUUGGGGCCCAUGCUAACGCCAGUGGCUCUCCCGCCUCCGAAGACGAUGACGAUGGGGGCUUCCGUUACGUAGACCCCGACCUGGCCAUGGCCAUGCGUUUAUCGCAGCAGGACCAAAAGAAGUACGAGCUGGAGCGACAGCGCGAGCAAGAGAUGAUCGAGCAGGCGCUCAAGCUCAGCCUGCAGGAACACUAGCCAAUCAAUCAUACCAGGGAGCAACCAAUCACCACUCGACGAAAUCAAUUACGAACUGGCACUCGCUUUUCCGUUUGUGGCGCAAUCGAUUCCAAAACAAAAUUCAAGUUAUAUUUUCUAGUGUAACACUUUCGUCUAAGUUGUAUAAAUAUUAUUUAAGUUGCCUAAUUUAGUUCCUCCCUGUCCUCUGGUUCUCCUGGAUCCUUGUUUGAAUUGUGAUACAAGCAGCAUCAGCAGGAUUCGCCUGAUCCGCUUUUUCUGAUCUGGUCUCAACUCGUCCACUCGCGUGCGAAUCCCAUCCCCCACAUUACACAGAACAUACACAGAAUCCACAGCUAUACGAUUUGUACACCAAACACCUCUAUAUACUAUACUAUUCUAUCAUAUAUAUAUAUAUAUAUAUAUAUAUAUGUACAUCGUAUGUAUGGAAUGUACGAUAGAUAAGCAUUCAUAUUCAUGUAUGUGUAUCUGUAGAUCUUGUAGUCAUAGUUUUUACUAUCUAUUAAGUGCGUGUGGGAAUGAACAAAUGUCACAUAUCCUCUAAUAUUCACAUUUUCCUAUUUUCGCUCAGUUUGAAGAUCGUUGGCUGACACCUACUAGUAUCUAUAAAUAUACACCCACUAUAUAUCUGUAUUUA